UGAAAUUGAACCGGACGUCUGCAUCGACUGGCCGCAUAUAUAGAUAUAGCCCUAGGACCUAGCUACUAGUCCUACAUUAACUACAAUCCACAUUUUACAAUUACACUUACAUUUACAUUUACACCACCAUUGCCAAUCCAAUCCAAUACAAUCGCAUCACCACCAAGGGCCAUGGACCCAACCCCAACUCCAACCUUCCACCUCUCCCCACCAGACUAUACCUCGGAAGCGCACCUCACCAUGAACCUCCACUCCAAACGCCAGCAACAACAACAACACCCCAUAUCCCCUGGAAGCACGCCCGAAACCAACCUCCCAAUACCACCCACCCCCUGCUGCCCCUCCUGCCCGCAGCACACCCACAUCUACACGCCUCCAACCCUCCAACACUACGUCCUCCCCGACAUGCCCAUGCCCGACAUAAACCCCUACAGCAUGGACAGAAUGCACCUCCACUCACCCGACCUCGACAACCUCCUCUACGGCAAUGCCCCCUCCCCCUACGACUACGACUACGACUACUCCGACUCCCCUCCACCAACCUCCCUCCACCCCAUCCUCGACAUCACCACCAACACCACCCCAAUCCCAAUCCCCAAUACAAGUACACCAGACUACCUCCUCCAACCCAGCGACUGGAUCCGCACAACAGCAGAUUACUACAACAACACCACCACCAGCUCGCACGCACAGGCACAACAAGCACAAGCUCCAAGCUACAUCCCCCAACGCACAACCUCCGCCGUAGCAUUGGCAUCAGCAUCCAUGACCUCAACACCGCCAGCCCAAGCCCAAACACCCCUAUCACACCCUUACCCGUCUUCCAACAACAGCCAGAAAGACCUAACAAACUACGGCAUCCGCAACGCAGACCAAACAUGGCGGUGCGCGUAUCCGGGGUGCUCGUCGUCGACGAUCUUCCGGCGCGGGUGUGACUUACGCAAACACUAUAAUCGACAUCGGAAGCAUCUAUUUUGUCGGCAUGGAGGGUGUCCGCAGGCGGUGGCCGGAGGGUUCUCGAGUAAGAAGGAUCGGGAUAGGCAUGAGGCAAAGCAUAAUCCGCUUGUGGCGUGUGAGUGGGAGGGGUGUCGGAGGAUGUUUAGCCGGGUGGAUAAUAUGAAGGAUCAUGUGAGGAGGAUUCAUAGGAGGGGUUCUUGAUUGUCUUUCUUUUUCUUUGUUUGCUUUGGGUUUGUGUGUGUGU
Molecule: messenger RNA, 1201 nt
Organism: Aspergillus alliaceus
Lineage: Eukaryota; Fungi; Ascomycota; Eurotiomycetes; Eurotiales; Aspergillaceae
Product: putative C2H2 transcription factor
Exons: 1
Coding region: 172-1158 (328 amino acids)
Source: RefSeq, a predicted model, not a curated record